This is a messenger RNA of Cimex lectularius (bed bug), 4470 nucleotides long. It is a transcript of the gene LeuRS-m, whose product is annotated as probable leucine--tRNA ligase, mitochondrial. The transcript is spliced from 10 exons. Gene Ontology annotation, molecular function: leucine-tRNA ligase activity; ATP binding. NCBI's taxonomy places the organism in Eukaryota, Metazoa, Arthropoda, Insecta, Hemiptera, Cimicidae. Gene Ontology annotation, biological process: mitochondrial translation; leucyl-tRNA aminoacylation. Bases 115 to 2775 code for a protein of 886 amino acids. The record is from RefSeq and is a predicted model, not a curated record. Gene Ontology annotation, cellular component: mitochondrion.
AACCUUUGAGAUUUUUGAAUAAUCAAAAGUUCCAAACAAGGCCCGAUAAAAAGCUCCUUCGGCAAUUGAUGCCGGCUCGGAUGUCUUCAUUAGGUUGAAAACGGGCUUGAAACAAUGUCUUCGGUCAAGUCUCUCGCACUUUUCAGAUCGUUAUCGACCGGGCAGUCGAACAAGGCAUUCUUCGAUGUUUCUCGCAGACUGUCUUCGUACUUGGCCUUCGAUCCAGAGUUGACGACGCAGAAGAAAUGUGAGAUUGAACAGAAAUGGGGGGCUUUUGUCAAUGAACAGAAAUUUGACAAACACAGCACAAAGCCAAAGUUUUAUGUGCUGUCCAUGUUUCCGUAUCCGUCCGGAAACUUGCAUAUGGGGCAUGUGAGGGUGUAUACUAUAAGCGAUGCAGCUGCGCGUUAUUACAGGAUGAGAGGAAAAAAUGUCUUGCACCCUAUCGGGUUUGAUUCGUUCGGUUUACCUGCGGAAAAUGCUGCUAGAGACAAUAAAGUAACUCCCGAACAAUGGACUGAAAAAAAUAUAAACACAAUGAGGAAACAGUUAAAACAGCUCGGUUGUAACUUCGAUUGGAACAGAGAAAUCGUAACUUCAAAACCUGACUAUUAUAAAUUUACUCAACAAUUAUUUUUGCUUUUGCACAAGCAUGGUCUUGCAUAUAGGAAGAAGGCUAUUGUCAACUGGGAUCCUGUCGACUGCACAGUAUUAGCAGAUGAGCAGGUAGACAGUAAAGGGAGAUCUUGGAGGUCAGGGGCAAUUGUUGAAAAAAAGAUGCUCAAACAAUGGUUCAUUCGGACAACUAAUUUUGCUGAGGAUCUUUAUGAAGGAUUAAAUGACCCAAAUUUAAAAGACUGGAGAGAUAUAAUUAACCUUCAAAAACAUUGGAUAGGCGAAUGCACUGGUGCUGAUUUUUAUUUUUAUAUAGAUGAUUCUAAAGGCAAUAGGAUACCCGUGACCGUCUGGGUAGAGAAACCAGAACACAUGUCAAAAGCAGCUUUUCUUUCUGUUUCUUCCAAAAGCGUACUCGGUUCUGAAAUUUUGAAAAAUUACCAAAACGAAAAGCUGUACCUGAGCAGUCAUUUAAGUAACAAGAAACUGCCUAUUUUUGUCACGGAUGAGCUACCAUUUCCAGAAGGUUGUGAUCUCAAACUCGGAAUCCCGAGUAAAAACGAUCUGGACAAGGAAUUCGCUAUUAGAGAAAACGUAGAAUUCGACGAUGAAUCUGAGCUUGAUAAUUAUGAAGAGAGAUUUAAAAUUUGUAACCUAGCCAUUAAAUGUAAUUUAGGAGGAUACCCUAAAAGUUCUAAAUUACACGACUGGCUGAUUUCAAGGCAGAGGUAUUGGGGGACGCCUAUUCCAAUAAUACAUUGCGAAAAAUGUGGCGAAGUACCUGUCGAAAUGGAAAACUUGCCUGUGCUCUUGGUGCCAAGGAAAGAGAACGGCACUCCACAGCCUGUAGAUUGCCCUAAAUGUGGUGGACAAAGUAAUUAUGAAACGGACACAAUGGAUACAUUUUUUGACUCAUCAUGGUACUUUUUAAGAUUCAUUGACCCUAAAAAUCCCUUUGACUUAUUUUCUACUGAUAAAGCUGCAAAGUUGAUGCCUGUUGAUCUUUACAUUGGAGGAAAAGAACAUGCUACACUACAUCUGUACUACGCUCGUUUUGUGUCGCAUUUUUUACACUCACUGGGUUACCUUAAACAGCCAGAACCGUUCAAAACACUUCUUGUGCAAGGGAUGAUCAUGGGAAAGACUUAUUAUGUCAAAGAAUCAUUGAAAUGUAUUAAAACAGACGACAUCGAUAAAAAAGGUAUGUCUUUAAUAUUUUGUAAUUGGCAUUAUAAUCGUUUUGUUUUUAAUUCAGGAAAAGAACUAUUUGAAAAGAGUACGGGCUUGCCUGUAUUUGAAAAAUGGGAAAAGAUGUCGAAAUCGAAGCACAACGGCGUUGAGCCAAGUGAAAUGUUCGAUAAAUAUGGUGUCGAUACGACUAGAUUGCUCGUUUUAGCCGAAGUUGCGCCCACUUCUCACAGACACUGGAGCAGUGAUUCUUUCAGUGGAGUUUUAAAUUGGCAGCAAAGGAUCUGGUCACUAAUGGAUAACUUUUUACAAGCCAGAAGGGAUUAUUCUGAUACACAGGAUGAUACUGAACAGUUAAAAAUGGAGGAUAUUUUAUACGACAGUAGGAACUUCUAUAUAAAAGGGACUACUUUUAAUUAUUCUCAGUCUCAACAAUUUAGUGUGGCCAUAUCAAAAAUGCAAGGUCUAACGAACAGCCUGAAGAAAUGCGACAAGAAGACGAUGGCAAUAAGUGGACAGUUUGAAAGAACGCUGGCCAGUUUGAUAAUAAUGCUGUUUCCGAUGGCUCCGCAUUUUUCAUCGGAAUUGUGGUCAUGCCUUCAAUCCGCUGGGAGUAGGAUAGACACAGACGGUAAAUUUAUAAACUGGGAUAAGCCCGUUUUUGAACAGAGUUGGCCACAGUUGGACGAUGAAUAUCUUCUUCCAUUGAUUUGUAAGGUUAAUGGAGCUGUAAAAUCCAAUGUCAUGGUGCCUAGUAAGAAACUGUCAAAGUUUAAACAAGAAGAUGCUUUAAAUUUAGCCUUGCUUCAACCUGACGUUCAGAAAUUUCUCCAAGGCUGUGACAUAUUGUCAAGUCAGUACACACUUGUUGACAAUUAUGAAGGAACAAUCAACAUAGUCAUAGACCAUUAUCAAAGAAGAAAAAUUUUAUUAGCAUCUGGCAACCAACAGUCCAAUAAGAUGAGAUCAUAAAUACCUCAGUUAUAGGAUUAACUCAUUUUCUAAUAAAAUUUUUUAAUAAUUUCUAAUUGUUUCAUGAAAUAGUCUUUUUAUAAAAUCACAUAUCAUAUGUGAUCAUAGUCAUUCUAAGUCUUACUUUGUCUCAAGUUUCCUGUUAUCUAGUCCUUGGUAAAACAAAAUUAAAUUUCAAAUCACACAUGUAUAUUUCCACAUGGCAAUAUUAAUUUGUUUAAUGUUUACCCUUUUAUACUUUUGUAUAAAAAAAUAAAUAAAGUAAAAUAAAAAAAUAUUCAUAUGAAUAGACUUGCUAAAAAAGUUAGAAUUGCUAAAAAAAUUAUUUUACGAAACAUAGCAAUAAGUAUAUGAAUGAAAAUUGUCUGAUAAUUAAGAUUAACAUUAUUUUUUAGAAAUAAAAAGUUUAUAAAUACUGAUAGAGAAUAAACCCCUAAAUUCAGCUAAGAAUCUUCAGGAUACUCAUUUUUUACCCCUUGAAGGGAUUGUUUGUUCGACGGAUCCUUUGGCACUAUUUUUUUUUCUUUGUUUCUGGAGCGGCUUCCAGCGACUUUUAUCUUUUUUGUGAGGUUUAUUUCGUAAACCGUCAUAGAUUGGCCUUUAAUUUGGCCUCUUCUCUGCCUUUCAUUCAAGGAACUAAUUUGAUCUUUCAUGGCAGUUUAAUUUGUUUUUCAAUAAUUUUGAGAUUUUUUAUUUUCUUUUAGUGUCUUUAGCUAAGUUUAUUGUUAAGGAAGAGUUGACUAUAUAAAACAACUUGAAAGUCGUUUUUCUUCAACUAAUUCUACCAUUUUUGUUGGGUCUAUUAUGUUAGCAAUUAAAUCCUUUACCUCCAGAGAGGAACUAGAUCCCUCUGAUUUUUUUUAUUGCUUUCCAUAUAAGGUCCCACGAGAGUUACAAGUAAAUAAUAUAAAUAAAUUUACAGAAACAAUGAGACAUGCAGCAAACAUGCUACUUAUGAAACUGUUAUUAAAACAAUUCUUAAGGAUCUAUCCUUAAUUUUUCAGACGGAUCAGUCAUAGAGGGAACAACUGAUCCAAAUAAAAAAUAUAAACAGCUAUUUAGACUCCCAUUUUUCGGCAGAGCUUGUAGGCAUUUUAGAAGUUCUCAGGUAUGCCCAAUGUCAUAAAAUAUCCAGCACAGAAGAACAUGGAAAAGGAAUCACUACAAAUAUGGGAGCAGGAAUGGAGUCAAACCAUAAAUGGAUGUGAAACAAGGAAAUACUUCCCGACCAUAUAAUCUCGUCUGAAAAUGAGCAUCUGCCAUACCACCAUGGCAUUGACAGGUCAUGGAAAGCACCUGUCAUAUCUCACCCGAUUUGGCAUAAUUGAUGAUGCGACAUGCCCUUGUAAUGGGGGUACACAAACAUGGGGACACAUUCUAUUCAGUUGCUGGAUGUUCUAUCGAAAAAGGACAUGCCUCAUUAUUCAGUCAUUAAAUCUAGAGUGGGGGAUAGAUGGCAACAUGAAAACAGCUUACUGCAAAACCAUAGCCUGGAAUUGUUCAAAUUUAUAAACUCAAUUGACAUUAACAACUACGAAGUGAUAACAAAGUGCAAUAAAUUUAAAGAUCUAAGACUGUUAAUUAUCAAAAAUCUAUAUAAUGUAAUAUAUUGAUUGUUAAAUACCUGCAAUCACUAUGGGAGCAGGUAGAAUAAACUCCCUGAUCACAGGGUGUACUGUGGCCAGGAAAAAAUCC